This is a messenger RNA of Petromyzon marinus (sea lamprey), 3266 nucleotides long. The record is from RefSeq and is a predicted model, not a curated record. Lineage: Eukaryota; Metazoa; Chordata; Hyperoartia; Petromyzontiformes; Petromyzontidae.
GGUCAGUUUAACCAAUCACACGCGGGGACGCGAAGCUUGCGCCCGUUGCUUUUGUAACACCGAGCGCCAGAUUGGCUUUCCCUCUCGUCACGUGGCGUUUUGAUUAGCCCAAUGGGGAUAAGGUUGGGAGCGAAGUGGAGGGAGGGCCAGGGGUGCGAGUGGCGUCGGGAACGUGAGGGGGAGAGGCGGGCCGGGCGAGCGGGAGGGGCGGCUCGCACCCCCGCGUGCCGUCACUGCGUAGCGCCCACGAUUCAUUAUUAUUAUUAUUUUACUUGGUGCUUUAAGCUGCCAAAACGGCGGCCAUGUUAGCCAGCCGAAGGUGGCGUGACGCCGCCGUUUUCUGUCGCGUGGCCACCGCCGCCGCUGCGCUUCGCUGCCGCCCCCCGAGGCACUGCCGCAGCCUUUCCGCUGGAGUCGUUCACUGUUCGUCGUCGCCGCCGCCGCCGCCACCGCCGUCGGCCUCGGACGGCGUCGUCGACGAAGGCGCGGCGGAGCAGGAGGUGGCGCCAUUGCCGCCUUCUUCCCCCCCACGGCGGAGGGCGGAGUGGACGCGCCCGCGGGGUCACGAGACCGGCGCGCGCGUGCACAACGGCCUGACGCGCGCGCGCGAGCCCCUCGUGCUGGCGCGAGACCGCCUCGUCACGUGGUACAGCUGUGGGCCCACAGUCUACGACCACGCUCACUUGGGACACGCAUGCUCGUACGUGCGUUUUGACAUCAUCCGGAGAAUCCUCACCGCUGUAUUCGACGUCGAUGUCGUCAUGGCGAUGGUCAUAACGGACAUCGAUGACAAGAUCAUCAAGCGCGCUCGGGAGCUGAACAUGACACCGGACGUCUUAGCUCGAAUGUAUGAGGAAGACUUCAAGCAGGAUAUGGCUUCUCUCAACGUGCUGCCACCCGCCGUGUACAUGCGCGUGACCGACAAUGUGGGGCCCAUCGUGAGCUUCAUCGAGCGCAUCGUGGCGAAGGGCCACGCGUACGUCACACCGUCAGGCAACGUGUACUUUGACGUGCAGUCGAUUGGGGAGCGCUACGGACGGCUACGGAGGGUCCUCACAGACGUCACACCCGAGGCAGAGGAGGGCGAGAAACGUGGCAUGAGAGACUUCGCGCUGUGGAAAGCGGCAAAGGCGUCCGAGCCAUCCUGGGACUCACCGUGGGGGCCGGGCCGACCUGGGUGGCACAUCGAGUGCUCGGCCAUCGCUAGCCUGGUGUUUGGGAGCCAGCUCGACAUCCACACGGGAGGCAUCGACCUGGAGUUCCCGCACCAUGAGAACGAGAUAGCUCAGAGUGAGGCGUACCAUGGCUGCGAGCAGUGGGCCAACUACUUCAUGCACUCCGGACAUCUGCACCUAAAGGGCAGCGAGGAGAAAAUGUCAAAGUCUCUCAAGAACUUUAUCACCGUCAAGGAGUUCCUUCAGAAUAACACGGCCAAUCACUUCCGCAUGUUCUGUCUGAUGUCCAGAUACCGUUCCCCCGUGGAGUACAGCGAGGACAGCGUGCGAGCGGCGGUGGACGUGCUGGACUCGCUGUCCUCGUUUCUGUCGGAUGCGCGCGCCUACGUUGCCGGCACUCUGCACACGAGGCCCAUUGACGAGGCCCUCCUCUGGGAGAGGCUGGCGGAGGCACGGGCCGCGGUGCGGGCGGCGCUGGCUGACGACAUGGAUACACCGCGUGCCAUCGGUGCCCUCAUCACGCUGGUGCAGCACGCGCACAGGCAGAUGCAGACAGCCAUCCCGGUGGUGGGGGCAGUACGGAGCCCCAGCGUGCUGGGCGCAAUCGCCGCGUUCAUCGAGCGGAUGAUGGAGACGUGGGGACUCCAGCUCAGUGACGCACAGGUCCCUUAUGAACGUUGGUGGCACCACGGCAAGCAGGUGGCGGCGGUCGACGCGGGGCCUCCGGCGGCCGUGCUGGACCACGUGGUGGCAUUCCGCAGUGAGGUGCGCGACUUCGCAUUGGCAGGGGACGUCAUGCAGGAGAAGCGCCGAGGUGCCCGGGCUGAGCGUCGCGCGCUGCUGGACGCGUGCGACCGGCUGCGCGAGCGUCUCGCCUCUUGCGGCAUCGAGCUCAAGGACCGGGGAAACACAUCCACUUGGAGACACACGGAGACGAGGGUGACUGACAGGGGCACGGGAGGGGGCGAGUGACCAAAGCAGAGCACGAGCGAGUCUCCGCUGAAUCGCACGAAGCGUGCUUCAACCUCGGUGAAUCCUGGGUCCGGGGUCGGACCUGCGUCCUGGAGCGGAGCCCAGCCCCUCGGCUCAAUUCCGUCAUGGGGGAAGUCCCGAGUGAGACCCGAUGAGAGGCCUCUGCUGGACGAUUACAUGCACUACGGCUAAGAGAGCCUAGGCUUGUUUGCCUUGAGGGUGCCACUCCGGUGCCAAGACAUUGCUUUUGCAGGGGUGCCGAUACUUCAAUUUGUGGCUCCCAAGUCUCAGCAGAGGCGAGGUUGUCAAUUGCUUCAUGGAUGGGCACUGCACUGAGCGAUGCCCAAUUGGAUUAUACGAGGCUCAGGUCUUGCCAGGUUUUGACAGGAAAUCCGAUUUUAAACUUUCCCUCCCCCACAUAUUGUGUUUAUUGACCCAGAUUAGUGCCCGAGGAACCGACGAAUGCUUUUAAAAUUUACCGAGUAUGCCUUGAUUUUCACCCCCUACGUUUUUCUUCACGUCACUUAAUGUCGCUGGGCAUACUGCCUACAAAGCAACAAUUGAACAUUAAACAGAUUGCUUUUUUUGCCUUGACAAGGUGGAUUCUAUCCUGGCUCGUGCUGCGGCUGGUAAUUCAAUUCCCCUUCAUGCUGCCAGCCAAACACAUUAGCACGACCUGCUAUGAACGUCUGAAAAAUGUUGACUCUGCUUUCCCUGGAAGGGGACUUAUAAAGUGGGAUGGACUGAAUACGUUGAAGUGUUGAGUGAUUUCAUUACGGGGAUGCGAGCAGAUGUUCACGUAAUUCUCAAUCUCGUUAGGGAUUGGCGAGGCUGUAAAUACGAUGCAAUCCGUGCAGUGACGCACCGCUGUUGCAGCACAUGUUGUUGAUCGUAGUCACGUGUUUGUUAACCUGUCCGUGUAGAUGCACGUGGAGCGGUGUUAAGUUGUCUUGGCUGUGGCAGCCAAAGCUCGACUUCCCAUGCCUAUUCAUCAGUUAGGUCGCUGGGCUCAAACACGAAGUUGCUUUGUUUACAUCAGGUGAAUAACAUAUCCACAUUGGCCACCAAUUCAGUAAAGGCAAAUGUUAAUUAAAUAAAAUUCAAAAUCCUUUACAAGAA